AUGAAGCGGCUCCUCCGAGACUGCUACCAGCCCGCCGCCAGCUACACCACUGUCUUCGCUCAGACAAGCUGCCCCUACCGGCUCUCAGGCUCCCACAUCCCUGGUGUGCAUCAUUAUAUCCUCCUAAGGUCUCCGCCAUUGGUUUCUAGGCCGUCUCGCCAGUUCAAGCCUAGCGAUGGCCGACUCGUACAGGAAAAGAUCUACUCUGGCCGAUCCAACAUCCGUAUGAUCAUCAAGAGCUUCCCCAAUUCAUCACCCGGGCAGCGCACCCCUCCACCCCCAGGAUCCCCGUUGUCCAAUACUCCCAUUUCCGGCGCGGACCGCAAGACCCCCACGGGCACGCACUUCCACAAGCACACCCAGCGCAGUCUAUGA
Molecule: messenger RNA, 375 nt
Organism: Parastagonospora nodorum SN15
Lineage: Eukaryota; Fungi; Ascomycota; Dothideomycetes; Pleosporales; Phaeosphaeriaceae
Exons: 2
Coding region: 1-375 (124 amino acids)
Source: RefSeq, a predicted model, not a curated record